GAGAACUACUGAGAACCCGGGUGCAGAUCAACUCUGCUGCAAGGAGUCCAAGAUGCAGAAAGUGGUUUUGAUCACCGGGGCGAGCAGUGGCAUUGGGCUAGCCCUAUGUGGUCGGCUGCUGGCGGAAGACGAUGACCUUCACCUGUGUUUGGCGUGUAGGAACCUGAACAAGGCAAGAGCCGUUCGAGAUACCCUGCUGGCCUCUCACCCCUCCGCCAAAGUCAGCAUCGUGCAGAUGGAUGUCAGCAGCCUGCAGUCGGUGGUCCGGGGUGCAGAGGAAGUCAAGCAAAGGUUUCAAAGAUUAGACUACUUAUUUCUGAACGCUGGAAUCAUGCCUAAUCCCCAGCUAAACCUCAAGGCAUUUUUCUGUGGCAUCUUUUCAAGAAAUGUGAUUCAUAUGUUCUCCACAGCGGAAGGACUUUUGACCCAGGAUGACAAGGUCACUGCUGACGGGUUCCAGGAAGUGUUUGAAACCAAUCUCUUGGGCCACUUUAUCCUGAUUCGGGAAAUGGAACCGCUUCUCUGCCACAGGGACAACCCCACUCAGCUCAUCUGGACGUCCUCUCGCAAUGCAAAGAAGUCAAACUUCAGUCUUGAGGACAUCCAGCACACCAAAGGCCAGGAACCCUACAGCUCUUCCAAAUACGCUACUGACCUCCUGAAUGUGGCUUUGAACAGGAAUUUCAACCAGAAGGGUCUGUAUUCCAGUGUGAUGUGCCCAGGUGUCGUAUUGACCAAUCUGACGUACGGAAUUCUGCCUCCCUUUAUCUGGACGUUGCUUCUACCGCUGAUAUGGCUAAUUCGAUUUUUUGCACAUGGGUUCACUCUGACACCGUACAAUGGAGCAGAGGCAAUGGUGUGGCUUUUCCACCAAAAACCAGAAUCUCUCAAUCCUCUGACCAAAUACCUGAGUGCCACCACAGGAUUCGGGACUAAUUAUGUCAAUAGCCAAAAGAUGGACGUAGAUGAAGACACUGCUGAAAAGUUCUACGAGAGUUUACUGGAGCUGGAAAAGCACGUCAGGAUCACCAUUCAGAAAUCAGAUCACCCGAGCUGAUGGCGACGUCUAGCAAGCAUCCCGGGCGUACUUUCUGUACGGUCUGGUGCACGUGACUUUCCAUCGUGCUGGGUGAUACAUGUUUGUAGCAAACCAUGAGUCAAGAUGACCUCUCCUCCUAAAUGACCUCCAAGACUGUGUGUGCACAUGUGUGCAAAGUGUGCACACACAUUUGAGAAAGUAGUGGCACAGUAGAGGGACCAACUAAAUACCCUCCAGAAUAGUGUCCUGUUGGAACUGCUAGAGGCUUUCUGCAGAACAUCCUUGGAGCCCAGUAGUUUACACUCUCAUAAUGGGGACACUGUACAGCCUGAACCUUCUUUUAGUCCCAGCAAGGAGAGGCAGUGCCACUGGGUAGGAUUUUUACCUCUUUUUCUUUUCUCCGUGAUCCUCUUUUUUCCUCUCUUUACGUGCUCCUUCAUAUGCUGCUUUGGAUAAGCUUAUUCAUUGUCCGACCACGUGACUCCCACGUAACUGCCCACACAGUCAUUUUUAAGAGGAAAGCGUGAAUGUUUUUGGGCCAUGAGCAUUAUUUCUGGUCUUUAAUAACAUCUGCAGAUUAUUCAUCAUGAACAGCUCGUUGUCCUGAUCAUAUUCACUGGAAUUAAACUUACAGCAAAAAAAAAAAAAAUUAUUUAGUCAUGUUUCAAUAAAAUUAAAAAACAAAAGUAGAAAAACCGCUAGGAUGCCAUGAGGUACCCAGCGGAAACAGAAGAGGAGAGUUCAUUUUUAUGUGUCAGAUGAUGAGUUUUUCAAACCUUUACUCCAUCAAUCUUAACGAGCCUCACCUGAGCAUCCUUUGUUAUGAAUCAAAAUGCUAGAGAUGGCUAGACAGUUUUAUCAUAAAGGCAUCCCAUCAUCCUAUCACUCAGGAUAUAAUCAAGUCAGUAAAAUUCUGAACAAAAGUGAGAGAAAAGUGAUACAUAAAUAUAAUCUCCUGACAGCUUGUGGUAUGAAAACUUUCUGGUUAGAGUUUCUAAUUUUCUUGACCAAGAUUUUUUUUUUUUUAAAGAUACGGGUGAGAAUGAGUCCACACCCACGGCCCCUCCUCUGUCUCUGGGAAACAAGGGGCGGUUCUUUAUUCUUCAUCCUGAGUGAACUCCCAUUUGGAAAAGACUCCUUGGGGAACUCAUGUUUUUCAUCUGCAAAGCAAAGCCAUCCUCUCUGUUCUGUUCCUCACAGGGUUGUUUGAGGAUCCGUGCUCUGAGUGAGCCAUGAGAAUUCCUCAUUUUGGUAGAGAAUGAUGAGGUUCCUUAGAGGUCAGUAAGCCAGCAUGCAGAGGCCCAGACACUGCAGGCCACCACCCUUCUGAUGGAUGGCCCAUUCUGGUCCAUGUGUUUCCCAGGAGAGAGCACAGAGCUCUGUAGGAUGGUGUGGGGAAGGUUAGGAGCCCUGCAGCAGGGUAGUUAGUCAUAAUCUUAACUUGCCUUGAGAAUGAAUUGAGAGAAAGCUUGGGUUUUGCUUAUUUGUGAGUUUGUAGAAAACAUGUCCUUUUCUGGGGUUGUCAACUUAUAAACAUCAAGUUAUUCAUAGAAUUUUUAAAUUAUGUUUUUGCUGGCUACAUCAGGAAUUCCCUCCAUUUUAUUCCUGAUACUGAUGUCUUCCCAUUGUCAGUAAUGGAGGAGUUUUCCCCGUUUUGCUGGCGUUUGCAGAGAACCAUGUUUCUGCCUCACUGGGUUUUUUCUCUCCCUAGUUACUUAUAUAAUAUUCAUGCAGAUUUUUUAGCUCUGCUUGUUUUAAUUGUCUUCUUUUUGUUUUCUUUGGUUUAAGGUAAACCUUUUCUAGUUCCUUGAGUUAAAACUUAGGUUCCUUAUUUGGAAAUUUUUUUUUGAUUGCUACUGUAAGCAUUUAAUUAUAAGCAUUUAAUUAUGUAGAUGCCAUUCUCAGCCAGCCCACAUUUGCUGAAAUAUUGUCCUGCAUUAUUUUCUUUCUUUCAAUCAUAGACUGUUUUAUUAAUUUCUGUUGAGAUUUUCUUUUAUGAAUUAUUAAGUGGUAUUUAAUGUUCACAUCUUUAGAGAUUUAAAAGAUUGAUAUUUGGCUGGGGAGAUGGUUGAGAGCACUGGCUGCUUCUUCAGAGGACCUAGGUUCAAUUCCUAGCACCAUAUGGUGGCUCGCAAGAUCUCUAACUCCAGUCCUAGGGGAUCUGAUGCCAUCUUCUGGCCUCUGUGGGUACCACAUGUGCAUAUGAUGCACAGGCAUCUGUGCAGACAAAACACCCAUACACAUAAGAAUAAAUAAUUCUUUUAAAAGUUGAUACUGGUUUCUAGGUGUAGUCUGUUGGGAUAUCCUAGUUUUAUGUUAAUAUAAUCAGGAUAUAUUCUUAUUUCUGUAUUACAUUUUUUGACUUUUAUUUAUGGUCCAGGAUCUGUUCUGCUUGAAUGAGUAUUCUGUGGCUUUCUCGUCACACCAUGCCAGCUUGUAUUUUCUCCUUGGAACACUCUGGGUUGUUCUCUUUGUAUUUUUGUGGAGUUCACAGUUACUCUUCAGGCAGGUGUUGUACAGGAGACCCCACCGCUCUGUUGAAAACAGUAUUUGUCAGCUGCACACUGUCUUCAUUUCGGAUGCAGUUUUAUUCUUCCGUUUCUUUCCUGUGCUCAGUUUUUCUUGUUCUGUGACCAUUUCUGGUUUUGGUUUUGAAAUUUUGAUUCAUUUUAUUCUUAAUUUAUUUUUAUGUAUUUACUUUGCAUGCUUGGGCAUAUUGAAUCCAGGGCCUUGGGGCUCAUCUUCCCCCUGUAGUUGAUUCCCUCGGCAGGAACGCUGUGUGUUGUACUUGUCAACUAAAGCUUUCGUUUGGUUGGUUUGGUUUUUCCAAUUUUGUUUUCUUCAGUCUUCAAUAAGGUGUUUGAUAGCUACUGAAUCUAUAAUUUCUCCAUGUCCCUCAGGUUUUAUCAUCCUUAUCUACCUUGUAAAAACAAAAUGAAAUACUUAUUUGAGGGCUAAAGGGAUGGUUCAGCACUUAAGAGCUCCAUCUGCUCUUACAGAGGACCUAGUUCACUUCCCAGCACCCACAUCUUGGCUCACAAUCAUCUGUAACUCUAGUUCCAGGGCCCCCAGUGUUCUCUUCUGGCCAGUGGGCACCAGGCCCACGAGUGGUGCACAGACCUAUGUUCACACCCAUAUACACAAGUAAAAAUUAAUCUUAAAAAAGCCUAUACUAAAACCCAUUAAUUGGAGGGGGCGAGUAAAGUAAAGUUGUGAUAAAGCUAAAAUCUGUGUAUAUCACCAGAUACUUGCCUCCUCGCCCUGAAUGCUUCCUGGUAAGCAUUAGAAGAAGGGCUGCUGAGCCCCCACCCCCAACCCUGUCGUUCCUUUUCCUGCUCUGCUCCAAGCUAACCCAGAGUGCAUACCUCCCUCUCUCCUGUAGGAUCCUAGCCACAUUUGAAGCUGCCCUCUCAGAAACAUAUACCAGCAUUGAAUAACUUUUAUUUUCCUUGUAUUGAUAGAGGGUGCUUUAAAAAAAAUUACCUAUUUUUGGUGUCAAGCUGUGUGUUUAUGUCUCUUACAUUUUGUGUUUGAUUUUCCAUCUUUGGUAAUAAGAGAUAUAUGUUAUCUAUAUAAUAAAGAAUGAAGCUCUUGCCUAAAACUCAUUUAUUUAUCUAACAUUCGUACUCAUUUCUCUUGUUUAUUGUCCUUUAAUAUUCCAAAGGAUCAGCGCCAAGACGUUUUAUUGUUGUUUCUUGUUACGUUUCUAGUGUUUGAUCAAUGGAUGUCAUUUCCUAGGCUCUUGAUGAAUAUAUGAACAGUUGAUUGAACAAGUAUUUAUUUGAAUAAAUUAUCAUGCUAUCUUGG
Grammomys surdaster is the source of this 4846-nucleotide messenger RNA. It is a transcript of the gene Hsd17b7, whose product is annotated as hydroxysteroid 17-beta dehydrogenase 7. Gene Ontology annotation, molecular function: estradiol 17-beta-dehydrogenase [NAD(P)+] activity; 5-alpha-androstane-3-beta,17-beta-diol dehydrogenase (NADP+) activity; 3-beta-hydroxysteroid 3-dehydrogenase (NADP+) activity. The coding region runs from base 53 to 1057 and encodes 334 amino acids. Gene Ontology annotation, biological process: cholesterol biosynthetic process. NCBI's taxonomy places the organism in Eukaryota, Metazoa, Chordata, Mammalia, Rodentia, Muridae. The record is from RefSeq and is a predicted model, not a curated record. The transcript has 9 exons. Gene Ontology annotation, cellular component: endoplasmic reticulum membrane.